CUCGACACUAUCAUGACCCAAGCAUUCGACGUCCCAUGUUGAUCCCUUCACUGCAAUAAUACCCCCCAUUCUCGACAGAUCCCUGGAUCUCGGACGUUUGACUGAUUCCGCUCCCGUCUCCUCACACCUCUGCCGCCCGACGUCCUAUACAAAUGGAUCAGGUACAUACCCGGGCUAUAGAGGCCCUGCAGCCUUUCAUCCAUCUCGCCAACUCCAACAGUGCUUCGUCCCCACGGUUCGUUGCCAACAUCAUCACAAAUGCCACCUCCAGUCCAAACACCUACGUCUUCGCCGAGCUGUUAGAGACCCCCGCCGUGCAGGGCCUUCGGUCCCAGGAUGUCCCCGCGGAGUUUCAUGGGUACCUGACUCUUCUCGAGAUUUUUGCCUGGGGUACAUGGCAAGAGUAUCAAUCAACGCCAAAUCUCCCCGCAUUAACCGACGAACAAGCUCUGAAGCUGCGCCUGCUUUCCCUCCUGUCUCUCUCCGCAUCUGUCAAGCCUCUCACUUACGACACGCUCAUGAAAUCGCUAUCCAUCCCGGCCGCCGCCGAUCUCGAGUCUCUCGUCACCACCGCCAUCUACGCCUCGCUCAUCACCGCCCGUCUCUCCCCCGCCACCAACCCGCCGUCCAUCAAUGUCACCGCCGUGGCUCCCCUGCGGGAUGUGAAGCCGCAGUCCCUCCCAUCGAUGAUCUCUUUCCUGACAGACUGGGAGACGCGCUGCGGCGACGUGAUCACCGAUAUCGAGACGGAGAUCACCAAGAUCAGAACCAACUCCGCGAAGCGUCGCGCCAAGGAGCGCGACGAUAACGAGCUCUUUGAAAAGACCUUAGCCAACUGGCCCACCAUCAGCGCUGACUUGGCCGGUUUCGAAUCCAAUCGGAUGCCCGGUUCUAAGAAGUCCGGCUGGCAUGGUGGUCAUCUGAGAGGUGGCCCCGGGGGCUACAUAGGUAGUAAGAGAGAGUACAGCGCGGACGACUUCGACGAAGAUGACGGCUACUGGGAUAAUGGGCUGGAGGGUUCCCUUGACAUGCAUCUCGGUUCAAGGAUGGAUGUUGAUGAGGGCUUAGGAUCCUCCCGGGCUGGACCCGGAGGUGCUGGGGCUCGCCAUGCCAAGCGAGUGUUAGGGAAGAAGUCAUAAAAAGAUAUCUUUUUUUGUGGUUGCAACUUGGGGAUCUUGUAGUUGCCCGGAUCUCUGGUUACUAUACUAGCAUUACGAAGCAUGGCUAAUGUAUCCACUUUUUAUUCAUCU
Messenger RNA from Aspergillus steynii IBT 23096, 1250 nucleotides. RefSeq lists its product as uncharacterized. Bases 153 to 1139 code for a protein of 328 amino acids. Gene Ontology annotation, cellular component: COP9 signalosome. The transcript has 2 exons. NCBI's taxonomy places the organism in Eukaryota, Fungi, Ascomycota, Eurotiomycetes, Eurotiales, Aspergillaceae. The record is from RefSeq and is a predicted model, not a curated record.